Messenger RNA from Drosophila nasuta, 342 nucleotides. RefSeq lists its product as uncharacterized. The record is from RefSeq and is a predicted model, not a curated record. The transcript has a single exon. The coding region runs from base 1 to 342 and encodes 113 amino acids. Lineage: Eukaryota; Metazoa; Arthropoda; Insecta; Diptera; Drosophilidae.
AUGUUGUUUCUGGCGCCGCGCAAGCAUCUGCUUGCCAGCAACCUGAUCAUCCUGCUGUUGAUCUAUGUGAUGCGCAAGUGCCUGCAACUAUUCUGCAUCAUUGAGAACAAGGCUUGCGGUAAGGAGAAUUGCAAGUGCGAGGAGCCGGAGAAUUGCAUGGACUCGCCGCCGCCGGAACGCCGUGGAUUCAAGUUGAUUCCGGAUGCUAUGCGGAAAACUAUGCAUGGCUUUGGCUAUGGCGAGGGUCACUAUCAGAUCUUUGUGGAGAAAAAGGAGCGUAAUUUUCCCACCAAAUCCCGUCUGAAUGCGGCCAGCGCUGAACUCAAGCUGAAUCCCAAUUAG